Molecule: messenger RNA, 1865 nt
Organism: Acomys russatus (golden spiny mouse)
Lineage: Eukaryota; Metazoa; Chordata; Mammalia; Rodentia; Muridae
Product: alpha-amylase 1
Exons: 11
Coding region: 256-1833 (525 amino acids)
Biological process (GO): carbohydrate metabolic process
Molecular function (GO): alpha-amylase activity; cation binding
Source: RefSeq, a predicted model, not a curated record
AAAAUUGAGAUUGUUGUCCGUUGGUACUUACAAUUGAAAUAUUUUAAGUGUAAGUAGCAGUUAUUUACAUACAUUUUGUUGUGCUGACAUGAUUCACUAAUUUUCUAUUUAUAAAUAUUUGGACUUCUUAAAGUUAGUUAACUGAAUUAUUAUAAUUACAUUUUAAUGGGAUUUUGUGGUAUUUUAGGUUCCUUCUGAAUUCUGUAUCUUUCAAGUACUGUGCAACUUUGAGAGAAGAAAUUAACCAUCUGGACUAUGGAACUAAAUAAAAUAAUAGAAAGAAAAUAUCAUAACGAAAUGAAGGUCUUCCUGCUGCUUUCACUCAUUGGGUUCUGCUGGGCUCAAUAUGACCCACAUACAAAGUAUGGUCAAACUGCUAUUGUCCACCUGUUUGAGUGGCGCUGGGUGGAUAUUGCUAAGGAAUGUGAGAGAUACUUAGCUCCUAAAGGAUUUGGAGGAGUACAGGUGUCUCCACCCAACGAAAACAUUGUAGUCAACAGCCCUUCAAGACCGUGGUGGGAAAGAUACCAACCAAUUAGCUACAAAAUAUGCUCAAGGUCUGGAAAUGAAGAAGAAUUCAAGGACAUGGUGAAUAGGUGCAACAAUGUUGGUGUCCGUAUUUAUGUGGAUGCUGUCAUUAACCACAUGUGUGGAGAAGGAGCUGCAGCAGGAACAAGCAGUACAUGUGGAAGUUAUUUCAACCCACAGCACAGGGACUUUCCUGGGGUGCCAUACUCUGGUUGGGACUUUAACGAUGGAAAAUGUAGAAGUAGAAGUGGAGGCAUUGAGAGCUACAAUGAUGCUGCUCAGGUCAGAGAUUGUCGUCUGUCUGGCCUUCUGGAUCUUGCACUUGAGAAAGAUUAUGUUCGUACCAAGAUAGCUGACUAUAUGAACCAUCUCAUCGACAUCGGUGUAGCAGGGUUCCGACUUGAUGCUGCUAAGCACAUGUGGCCUGGAGACAUUAAGGCAAUUUUGGAUAAACUACAUAACCUAAAUACAAAGUGGUUCUCUCAAGGAAGCAGACCUUUCAUUUAUCAAGAGGUAAUUGAUCUGGGUGGUGAGGCAGUGACAAGUAAUGAAUAUAUUGGAAAUGGACGUGUGACAGAAUUCAAAUAUGGGGCAAAAUUGGGCAGUGUUAUGCGCAAAUGGAAUGGAGAGAAGAUGGCCUACUUAAAGAACUGGGGAGAGGGUUGGAGUUUCCUGCCUUCUGACAGAGCCCUUGUGUUUGUGGACAACCACGAUAAUCAGAGAGGGCAUGGGGCUGGAGGAGCAUCCAUCCUGACAUUCUGGGAUGCUAGACUGUACAAAAUGGCUGUUGGAUUUAUGUUGGCUCAUCCUUAUGGAUUCACACGAGUAAUGUCAAGUUAUCGUUGGCCAAGAUAUUUUCAGAAUGGAAAAGAUAUCAAUGAUUGGGUUGGACCACCAAAUAACAAUGGAGCAACCAAAGAAGUGACCAUUAACCCAGACACCACAUGUGGUAAUGACUGGAUCUGUGAACAUCGGUGGCGUCAAAUAAGGAACAUGGUGGCCUUCAGAAACGUAGUCAAUGGUCAGCCUUUUGCUAACUGGUGGGAUAAUGACAGCAACCAAGUAGCUUUUGGCAGAGGAAACAGAGGAUUCAUUGUCUUCAACAAUGAUGACUGGCCUUUGUCAAUAACGUUACAGACUGGUCUUCCGGCUGGCACAUACUGUGAUGUCAUUUCUGGAGAUAAAAUUGAUGGCAAUUGCACUGGAAUAAAAGUGUAUGUUGGCAGUGAUGGCAAUGCUCACUUUUCUAUUAGUAACUCUGCUGAAGACCCAUUUAUUGCAAUUCAUGCUGAGUCAAAAAUAUAAAAUUUAAAAUAAAUACAUGUUGAGAGCAUCAA